GACAGAUCUCACUCACAACUUCAAUCUUUUGUAUCAUCACUCCCAUAAUUUUAACGACCUCUAACGACAUUUAACGACUAUACUCCCAACUUGUAUUCAUUAAUAAACUUUUACCCUCCAUGUCUCAAUUACGUCGUCAUCAAAGCAGUCAUUCAAUCACAAAUGGAUUCACUCCAGGCGGUCAUAUUCCUGUAGGGUACUCCUACUUGGACAGAGCUCAUUCUCUGGUCACGCCAACGAGACGAAACGUACCUAGAGGAAUGGAAAGUCCACGUACAGAUACAUUGGACUUAUCAACAUCUUCUCCACAACCUUCUAAAUCACUAUCAGGCCAAUUGCAGCAUUCAGAAUCCUAUUCAGAUCUGUCAACAUACAAACGCUCGCCUGAACCACAACAAUUCUCAACAGCAAGUCGUAGAUCAAGUUUGGAAUCUUUACGUGAUUCACCGUAUCGCAAUGAUACAUCAAUCGCUGCUGAAAAUGUGGCAGAAUUGAUUGAACAAUUACCAAAAGAUCCACUUCGAUGGUUACCUUCUCAAGUAGCCGUUUAUCUUACCUAUGUUCUCGGUCUCACGCCAAAGCCAAUCGUACAAGAUGUAACUGCAUACGUUCGUAAUGCAGGCAUGAGCGGAAGAGCAUUCUUGAGAUUGAAAGAAAAGGAUCUUGCUGCUGAAGGAUUAAAUCUAAAAUGGCGCAAGCUGAUGAUCGAAGCGGUCAGAAAAUUACGCAAAGACUGCUUACGAGGACAUCUUUGGAGUUUGGAAGGCAGUCAUGCAUACACUGAAACUGAAGAACCAGAACAACAGCCCGAUAUCCCAAAACAAGUCAACGCAAAUUCAACGGGAACUCUCAAACGCUUACGAGACAAAAAAGCUGUUCGCAAUAUGAUUUCAUCUUUUGAGAAUAUCCGUGAAGGAAGUUCAGAUGGUGAAGAUGCAUUCGUUGCCCUCGGUGGAAUGCAAAAACGCGGAUCAAUGUCUUCCCUGCGCAGUAUCAGCAGCUCACAAAGCAAUGAUAGUCUUAACCGUCCUGCUAUUCCACCAAUCUAUGGUGAAGGGUAUGUACGUGAAAGAGCUGAAAGCUUUUCAUCUUUACGCGAACAAAUACCCAUUCAUCAUGCUUCAAGACCGGUGUUCACCCGUGAACAAUUGCAAGAUUGGUUUGGCGAUUUAUCUGAGAGUGAAGUACAAGGCUUAGCAGAUGAAUUGGAUGCCGAAGAUGAACUCUCGCAAGGCCAUGCGUUCAACCGUAGUGUUUCUGAAUCAUCGAUCAAUAGCGAAAGUUGCAACAGUGAACCUAUGCCGGCCACACCACCAGCAGCAGAAGUGAACGGAUUCAAUUUGACGCCAAUCGAUGCUAGCUUGGUGAAAUCAAUUGUUGAAUCUCCUACUUUAGAACAAGGAUCAAAUGAUUUGAUCGUUGAAGCGCAUUUAUCAACUUCAAACUACAUUCAACCUCUUCACAAAGACAUUUUGGUUGAUGAAGAUCAAGAUGACCUUCUCGUUGGUCCAAGACCGGGAGCAUCUAACGGUGGAAAAAGUAACCCUUAUAGAAGAUCGACCUAUGAGGAAGAGGAAUUGGAAGCUCUGGGCCUGGAUGCCAAUGUGAAUACAUGCAAAUUCGACACAGCCAAAAAGGUUCCUCGAAUUGCCGAAGAAAGAGGAGCGGAUCAGGACAGCAUUCGUGUGAAGCGCUCAGGCGAUGACAGUGCAGCAACAGGCAUUCGUGACAUAUUUGCAACACAACCAGAAGAGUCCAGUGCCUCAGCUCAUCAUGCAUCACGGGAUAGUUCAGCGGAUGAUGAAGUUCCACCUUUGAAGACAGCACGCACUGUUGGCACAUUUGGCAGAGCUGCACUUAUGUCAGCUUUGCAACAAGCAAAAGAAGCACAGAACGAUAGCAGCAAACGAGCAGAAGAUGAAAGUGAAUGGGGAGUAACUUUCUCACGUAAAGCUUCUAGACGCAACACUCUUGCUCGUGCAGAUGGCACAAAUGCUGCUGCAGCUGUUCAUGCUGAUCAUGCAAGAGACGUUACUGGUACUUCAGCCGCAUCACGGAUGUCACAAUUGUUCAAUCCUAUCCCUCUAAGUGAAGCCAAUUUGGAAAAGCACGAAAAAGAUGCCGAAACGAGUCCUAAAGAUACAACGCCAGCCUCUCCGCAAGACAAGAUCUUACUUCCACUAACGACACUGGAACCCGAUAAUGACGGAAAAGGUUCGAUAAAAAAACGUAGUAUGGUUUUAGUGGAUAGACGUAAAUUUGAAGCAUUGGCAAAACGAAUGGGCGUUUUGGAAGAUCAAUUAGCCGGAUUAGAAGCAAUCUCUUUACCUCCCGAUUCAGAUUUAGGAAGUUUGGGAAAGAGUAGCAAUAUGAACGCAGCUCAAGUACGUGCUGCUUUGGAUGAAGUGUUUACAAUUCCUGCAGCACCAUUUUAUCGUGCGGAAGAAGAGGAAGGGCGCGAGGAAGUUCCACAGGCCGACGAGGAAGGGAAAGAUUCGACAAGUUCGAAAUGGAGCCUCAUGAGACAAUUUGGUAUCAUUCCUUCAUACACUCAUCACUUUUUCGCUCGUCUUCCAAAUCCUUCUUCUGUCGAUUUAGCUAUCGGUUUGGCGGCUGGCGUUGGUUUCGUUUUGAUUUCUGAAGUUUUUGGUCGUGGUGCUCGGCAUUAA
This is a messenger RNA of Meira miltonrushii, 2669 nucleotides long. RefSeq lists its product as uncharacterized. The transcript is spliced from 2 exons. The record is from RefSeq and is a predicted model, not a curated record. Bases 120 to 2669 code for a protein of 849 amino acids. Lineage: Eukaryota; Fungi; Basidiomycota; Exobasidiomycetes; Exobasidiales; Brachybasidiaceae.